Alosa alosa (allis shad) is the source of this 2335-nucleotide messenger RNA. RefSeq names its product zinc finger protein 135-like. The record is from RefSeq and is a predicted model, not a curated record. The transcript is spliced from 3 exons. NCBI's taxonomy places the organism in Eukaryota, Metazoa, Chordata, Actinopteri, Clupeiformes, Clupeidae. Bases 215 to 1750 code for a protein of 511 amino acids.
UUGGAAUUUUCUUACAGAGUCCCAGGAUUUCUUUUACUGUUGAUCCACGCAGGUAUGAGAGUUUCGUCAACGUGUUGACAAAUACUUGUUUCUUGACUUAUCCAAGCAAAGGACUUAUAGGAGAUGCCUCAUGCCAGUGUGGGGAGCAUGCGAAUUUGACUGAGCUCUGAUUAGAGGCUGUUUUGGAUCUUGGCAUCUUUGGUCCAUUAGGAACAUGGAUCUCGCACCACCAUUGAGUUCUGGCUGUAACGUGAUGGAAGCACUCCGGGUUGAUCUGGGACUGCUGGUGAAAGAAGAAGACAUGAAAGAGGAGGAAUAUGGUCAUAUGGUUGCAUGUCCAGAUGAAGAAGAAAAGCCCUUUGCAGAGCUUCACUGCAAAACGGAAACAGAUGAAACACCGACAGUGGCGGAGAUUGAAGUGAAGAUUGAAGAAGAUGAUAAUCAAGAGCACGAUAAUCUGCUGGAAAGUCUAUCAGAACACCCACAUGUAACGCAACAGAAGAUCCAUGGACAGAACGAUGAACUCAACCUGCAACUCAAAGGAAGGCUGCACCACUGCACGGUCUGCAGGAAGAGUUUCACGACCCUGAGAGAACUCAAGAAACACCAGCAAACACACACUGUUAGGGUGAAUGAAAAGGAGAAGUCUCAUUGUGAAAAAGCAUUUACAACAUCCUCACUAGUUAACCAGCACAUUCUUACACACACUGCAGAGAAGCCUCAUCAAUGUGCCCAGUGUGGAAAAGGUUUUUCACAUAGUUCAACUCUUAAAAACCACAUGCUGAUACACACUGUAGAGAAGCCUCAUCAAUGUUCCCAGUGUGGAAAAGGUUUUUCACACGGCUCAAGUCUUUCACGCCACAUGCUUGUACACAAAGGAGUCAGGCCUAGUAAAAGAGACACUGGAGAGAGGCAUCAUAAAUGUGUCCAGUGCGGGAAAUCAUUUAGAACAUCCCAACAUCUUCAACGCCACAUUAUUACACACACUGGAGAGAAGCCUCAUAAAUGUGCUCUGUGUAGAAAAGCUUUUUCACAAAUUUCACAUCUUAAAAACCACAUGCUAAUACACACUGGAGAGAAGCCUCAUAAAUGUGUCGACUGCGGGAAAGCAUUUUCAUGCAGUUCAAAUUUUAAAAGCCACAUGCUAAUACACACUGGAGAGAAGCUUCACAAAUGUGUGCACUGUGGAAAAGCUUUUUUAAAACGUUCAAAUCUUAAAUGUCACAUACUAAUACACACUGGAGAGAAGCCUCAUAAAUGUGUCCAGUGUGGAAAAGGUUUUUCACAGAUUUCAAGUCUUAAAAGCCAUAUGGCAAUACACACUGGAGAUAAUUCUUAUAAAUGGGCCUGUUCUGGAAAAGGAUCUCGACAAAUUUCAGAUCUUAAAUUCCAUAUUUACACCAGAGAGACGCCUCAUGAAUGUGUCCAGUGUGGAAAAGCAUUUGCACACCCUUCACAGCUUAAAACCCAUAUGCUAACUCACACUGGAGAGAAGCCUCAUCAAUGUGUCCAGUGUGGAAAAGCUUUUUCAGUAAUGUCCAGACUUAAACGUCAUAUGUUAGUACACACUGGAGAGAAGCCUCAUAAAUGUAACCAGUGUGGAAAACUAUUUACACACCUCCAAACUCUCCGACAACAUAUGCUAAUCCAUACGGGAGAGAAGCCUCAUAAAUGUGUGCAUUGUGGAAAAGCAUUCAGAACAUCCACAAACCUUAGAUACCACAUGGUUACACAUAAUGAGCUCUCAUAAAUAUGUCCAGUGUGGAAAAGCUUUCACAGAAAUGGCAAGUCUGACAUUCCAUAUACUAACACACAGGAGAGAAGCCCAUAAAUGUGAAUAGACUAAUGGAAGAUAUUUAAGCAAAUUAUUACACUUAACUUUGUCGCUUUGGAUAUAAGCGUCAGCUAAAUACAUAAAGAAAUAAAUAAACAAAUAAAUAAUGUAUUUAUGUAUGAAAUGUGCACUAAAUUCCAUGCAAAACUCAUCAAUAAUGCACAAAACAAUAAAUGGCAUGGUAUUUGCAUGAUGCAAAUGAUUAUGUGAAAAAGAUUUCAUGUAAGUUCUACAACCAAGAAGAGUGAAUGCUCAAAUUUCAAGUAAUCAUCAUUCACAUCAUACCAUACCAUGGCAUUGUGUUAGCGUUUCGGAUGUGACAGUUUUGCGUGGAAUUGCCCAUUAGAGAUGUUGGAAGACUUGGCCAUUAGAGAUGUUGGAAGACUGGUUUUCCUCUCCUCUUAUUGGUGCUCCUGGCUUGCUGCUCAUUUGACUUCUACUACUCCACUCCUCUCUUCUCCUCCACUCCUCUUCUACUACUCCACCCCUCUAUUCUUCUAC